AUGACCAAAGCUACAGAAACUGCCCUCGCUCUUUUCGCUUUGAGUGCGAUCUACUUUGCCUUGAUCACAGGCACCAUUCCAACUGGGGAGUUCGUGCAGAGAGAGAUAUUACCAUACUUGCCGUGGUGGGCUUUAGUCACUUUUGGCAGUUACGCCUUGGGCACGCUAGGCUGGGGCGUGCUUACAUUCAAGGACAAAGAAGGCAGUUACAGAGAGUUGUUGCAGCAAAUUGACGAGGCCAAGACAUUCUACAAAGAAAAAGGACUUGAUUUGGACGAGUAA
Candidozyma auris is the source of this 282-nucleotide messenger RNA. RefSeq names its product Dpm3p (gene DPM3). The record is from RefSeq and is a predicted model, not a curated record. Gene Ontology annotation, biological process: GPI anchor biosynthetic process. NCBI's taxonomy places the organism in Eukaryota, Fungi, Ascomycota, Pichiomycetes, Serinales, Metschnikowiaceae. The transcript has a single exon. Gene Ontology annotation, cellular component: endoplasmic reticulum membrane; dolichol-phosphate-mannose synthase complex. Bases 1 to 282 code for a protein of 93 amino acids.